Molecule: messenger RNA, 544 nt
Organism: Scleropages formosus (Asian bonytongue)
Lineage: Eukaryota; Metazoa; Chordata; Actinopteri; Osteoglossiformes; Osteoglossidae
Gene: srp9
Product: signal recognition particle 9
Exons: 3
Coding region: 115-375 (86 amino acids)
Biological process (GO): negative regulation of translational elongation; SRP-dependent cotranslational protein targeting to membrane
Cellular component (GO): signal recognition particle, endoplasmic reticulum targeting
Molecular function (GO): 7S RNA binding
Source: RefSeq, a predicted model, not a curated record
GCGCUGUGCUUUUGCUGUGGUGGUUUUGGCCUGGUACGUGGUUGUCGUUGGAGGAUUCCGGUUUUCUACGCUUUGUCUAAAUUAAAUAUAUAUCUUUUCUGUUCGCUGUAAGCGAUGCCUCAUUAUCAGUCGUGGGAAGAGUUUUCAAGGGCGGCGGAGAAGCUCUACUUGACAGACCCUAUGAAGGUUCGGGUCGUGCUCAAAUACCGACACUGCGAUGGUAACCUGUGUGUGAAAGUGACCGACGAUGCAGUGUGCUUGCAAUACAAGACAGACCAGGCACAAGAUGUGAAGAAGAUCGAGAAGCUGCAGGGGAAGUUGAUGAGGUUCAUGGUGUCCAAAGAAAGCCACAGUAUGACCAUGGAGACAGACUGAGCCCCUCAACUUUGCGAUCGGUUCCCCGGCUGGACACUACCGGGCUCAACAGUGGCGAGGAAGGGAUUGUGAACCUGCUCCUUCAUUAUGUUUCUCUGAAGAGGGGACUAAAGGACAAAUGAAGAGGUUGGCCUGGUACUUCAGUUAUGAAGACUGGCAAUUUUUUUUU